CCAUUUUCCGCUCCUUUCUCGUGUUUCUCAUAUUUCUUCUCUCCGAUUCAUCGUUAUCCUUGCCACUGAACUCGUUAAUCGACUUUUUCGAUUUCGCAAAACCCUUCAACGAUGGCCGCGGAAACUCUUCCCUACCAGAACGGCGGCGUCGUUGCCAACUCCAACGGCUCCAACUCCACGACAAAAAAAUCGCGGGAGAGCGAGCGCCGUCGCCGUCGCCGGAAGCAGAAGAAGAACAACAAAGCAUCUGAGGCGUUGAGGCCUAACUUUGCCGAAGAUAGUGACGAUUCGAAAGAAAACACUGAUUCAAAUCAGGUUGUUGAACAAGUUGAAAUUGAGUACGUACCAGAGAAGGCUGAGUUAAUUGAAGGCAUGGAUGAAGAGUUUAGAAAGAUCUUUGAGAAAUUUAGUUUCGCUGAUGCUACUGCUUUGGAGGAUACUGAUAAGAAAGAUGGUUCGGAAGAAAAUGCCGCCACUAAUAAGAAGGCCGAUUCUGAUUCUGAAGAAGAAGAAAAUGAUAACGAGCAAAAAGAGAAAGGCAUCUCUAACAAGAAGAAAAAGCUUCAACGAAGGAUGAAAAUUGCUGAACUAAAACAAAUUUGCUCAAGGCCAGAUGUUGUAGAGGUGUGGGAUGCUACUGCAUCGGACCCAAAGUUACUGGUAUUCUUGAAGUCUUAUCGGAACACUGUACCUGUACCCAGACAUUGGUGUCAGAAGAGAAAAUUUUUACAGGGUAAACGAGGUAUAGAGAAACCACCAUUUCAGCUUCCCGAUUUCAUAGCUGCCACUGGAAUUGAGAAAAUUAGACAGGCUUAUAUCGAGAAAGAGGAUAGUAAGAAGCUGAAACAAAAGCAAAGGGAGCGCAUGCAACCAAAAAUGGGGAAAAUGGAUAUAGAUUAUCAGGUUCUUCAUGACGCAUUCUUUAAAUACCAAACAAAGCCUAAACUGACAUCUCUCGGAGACCUUUAUCAUGAAGGAAAAGAAUUUGAGGUGAAAUUGAGAGAGAUGAAACCUGGCAUGUUAUCUCAUGAAUUGAAAGAAGCUCUUGGCAUGCCUGAGGGCGCCCCUCCUCCUUGGCUUAUAAAUAUGCAGAGAUAUGGGCCUCCACCAUCAUACCCUCAUCUGAAGAUUCCUGGACUGAAUGCUCCUAUCCCCCCUGGAGCUAGCUUUGGUUAUCAUCCUGGUGGAUGGGGCAAGCCUCCUGUUGAUGAAUAUGGACGUCCACUGUAUGGAGAUGUUUUUGGUGUUCAACAGCAAGAACUACCUAACUAUGAGGAAGAGCCAGUUGAUAAGACCAAACAUUGGGGAGACUUGGAGGAGGAAGAGGAAGAAGAAGAGGAGGAGGAGGAGGAAGAAGAAGAAGAAAUGGAGGAGGAGGAACUUGAAGAUGGUAUUCAGUCAGUUGAUAGUUUAUCAAGCACUCCCACGGGAGUGGAAACACCUGAUGUUAUUGACCUCCGGAAGCAACAGAGGAAGGAGCCUGAGAGGCCCCUUUAUCAAGUACUUGAAGAGAAGGAGGAAAAAAUUGCUCCUGGAACUUUGCUUGGAACCACACACACUUAUGUGGUUGGCACAGGCGCACAGGACAAGUCAGGUGCUAAAAGGGUUGAUUUGCUUAGAGGUCAGAAAUCAGAUAAAGUGGAUGUCACUUUACAGCCUGAAGAGUUGGAAGCAAUGGAAAAUGUUUUGCCUGCGAAGUACGAAGAAGCAAGGGAAGAGGAGAAGUUACGUAGUCAGCGUGAAGAUUUCAGUGAUAUGGUUGCAGAGAACGAGAAGAAGAGAAAGAGAAAGAUGCAAGAAAAGGAGGGCAAGUCAAAGAAGAAGGACUUUAAGUUUUAGGGUGCGCCUUGUUUUUGUUUCUUUUGCAGGAAAAUGGGGCUGUGCUACCCUUUUCUACUGGGGCAGUUCUCACAUUCCAUGAGCUGAGAAUAUGUUAGCAGCGGUUUAACGCGACUCUGUAUUAUUGUCUGGAAGUAAAAUGUUAGUGUUUUGGAUGGGAAGAAUAUAUAUGUACGAAUAUAUAAUAGAAUCAAAACUCGGUAGUCAAGCUUUAAUUGAGAAGUCAAUACCAUGAAUCUCUCGAAAGCUUUACAAUA
Vigna angularis (adzuki bean) is the source of this 2096-nucleotide messenger RNA. RefSeq lists its product as uncharacterized. Bases 112 to 1839 code for a protein of 575 amino acids. The transcript is spliced from 18 exons. NCBI's taxonomy places the organism in Eukaryota, Viridiplantae, Streptophyta, Magnoliopsida, Fabales, Fabaceae. Gene Ontology annotation, biological process: mRNA splicing, via spliceosome. Gene Ontology annotation, cellular component: U12-type spliceosomal complex; precatalytic spliceosome; U2-type spliceosomal complex. The record is from RefSeq and is a predicted model, not a curated record.